AUGCGCUGCUACUACCGCUGCUGCCUGCGGCCGCCCCGUACCCUAAGACUAUUGCUGUUGCUGCCACUUGUCCUUAUACCUCCCCUGACAGCAGCUACAGCAAGCCCAAACCUAUGCGACACCAUAUACCAGGGCUUCGCUGGGUGUCUCAUCCGCUUGGGGGACGGCAUGGGCAGCGGAGGCGAGCUGGAAACCAUCUGCAGGUCUUGGAAUGACUUCCAUGCCUGCGCCUGGCGGGUCCUGUCCGGCUGCCCAGAGGAGGCGGCAGCUGUGUGGGAGUCACUACAGCGAGAAGCUCGCCGGGCCCCACACCCGCAUAACUUGCACGCUCUGUGCGGCGCCCCCGUGCGAGUCAGAGAGCGUGGCGCAGGCCCGGAGACAAACCAGGAGACUUUGCGCGGGACAGCGUCUGCACCGGUCCCUGCCCCCGCGCCCCUGCUGCUGGCGGCUGCUCUGGUGCUGGCCUGCCUCCUGGGGCCUCUGGCCUAG
This is a messenger RNA of Otolemur garnettii (small-eared galago), 489 nucleotides long. It is a transcript of the gene NRN1L, whose product is annotated as neuritin 1 like. Gene Ontology annotation, biological process: nervous system development; neuron projection extension. The record is from RefSeq and is a predicted model, not a curated record. Gene Ontology annotation, cellular component: plasma membrane. Bases 1 to 489 code for a protein of 162 amino acids. The transcript is spliced from 3 exons. NCBI's taxonomy places the organism in Eukaryota, Metazoa, Chordata, Mammalia, Primates, Galagidae.